AUGCAAAAGACAAAUAUUGAUAGUAUUAAGAAUCUGAACAAGGCGAUACUAGGCAAUAUAAUUUUGCGACGAAGAAUUUUUACUAAUAUUUUGGUUUCUUUCCUAGGGUACCCAGCUAUAUAUAUUGGGUGGAUGAGAGAAAAAGAUAUUCUUAAUCAAUUGAGAGAUGAUGGCAUGAUCUUUGAUGAACUCACCCGUGUUAAUCAAAUCAAAAGUACUGUAAGACCAAGAGAAUAUGUGCUGGCGGAUCACCUUGUCAGACAAAAGCAGGCAUAUAAAAAGAAGAAGCAGAAAAGAUUAACAUUUCAAGGCGUGUUAUCGCCAGCUAUUCCCAAGAUAUUUCUUUAA
This is a messenger RNA of Phycomyces blakesleeanus NRRL 1555(-), 348 nucleotides long. RefSeq lists its product as hypothetical. Lineage: Eukaryota; Fungi; Mucoromycota; Mucoromycetes; Mucorales; Phycomycetaceae. The coding region runs from base 1 to 348 and encodes 115 amino acids. The transcript is spliced from 4 exons. The record is from RefSeq and is a predicted model, not a curated record.